Messenger RNA from Aspergillus alliaceus, 2139 nucleotides. It is a transcript of the gene erg5, whose product is annotated as C-22 sterol desaturase erg5. Gene Ontology annotation, biological process: sterol metabolic process. The record is from RefSeq and is a predicted model, not a curated record. The coding region runs from base 166 to 1752 and encodes 528 amino acids. NCBI's taxonomy places the organism in Eukaryota, Fungi, Ascomycota, Eurotiomycetes, Eurotiales, Aspergillaceae. The transcript is spliced from 4 exons. Gene Ontology annotation, molecular function: heme binding; iron ion binding; monooxygenase activity.
UUUUUCCCUCUUUCUCUCUCGGGGGUUCUAACUAUUCUCGCCAAUUUCCGAAAAGUUGUGGUGUGCUCUUCUCCGGGUAACCACUACGCUUUCUCUUUUCCUUCUCCUUGACCUCACCAUUGGAGAGAGAGAAAGAGAGAGAGUUCCUCGCACCAUCACUCCAACAUGGCCAACGUCAACGGGAGCUUUGUCUCCCCUUCAGCUGAUGCUACUAUCUCCCCUCGGCUCUUUGCCCCGUCCGGUUUGCUGGCCUCUGUCCUGUCCGAUUUCAAUAUCUGGAAGGGUCUGUUGACCUUGUUUAUCGCUGCGGUUAUCUACGAUCAGUUCCGGUACUUCUGGCAGAAAGGCUCCAUUAUCGGACCAAGAUGGAAGUUGCCAUUUAUGGGUCCCUUCCUCCAAUCGGUCAAUCCCAAGUUCCAUGAGUACAAGGCGAAAUGGGACAGUGGAGAGCUCAGUUGUGUCUCGGUCUUCCACAAAUUCGUCGUCAUUGCAUCCACCCGUGACAUGUCUAGAAAGAUCUUCAACUCCCCUGCCUACGUGAAGCCCUGUGUCGUCGAUGCGGCGCACAAGCUGCUGGGCGAGGACAAUUGGGUAUUCUUAGACGGCAAGGAGCAUGUUGAGUUCCGCAAGGGCUUGAAUGGCCUCUUCACCCGCCAUGCCCUCUCUCACUACCUUCCCCGCCAGGAGGAAACCUUUAACCAGUAUUUCAAGCGUUUCCUCGAGAAGUCCAAGGCCAAUGACUACAAGCCCACCCCCUGGAUGCCGGAGUUCCGUGAAUUGAUGACCGCGGUCUCCUGCCGUACCUUCGUGGGCCACUACAUGACCGAUGAGAUUAUCCAGAAGAUCAACGAUGACUACUACUUGAUCACCGCUGCCUUGGAACUGGUUAACUUCCCUAUCAUCCUCCCUUACACCAAGACCUGGUACGGAAAGAAGGCCGCGGAUAUGGUGAUGGAAGAGUUUGCCAAGUGUGCCGCUAAGAGCAAGGCUCGCAUGGCUGCCGGUGGAGAAAUCGCAUGUAUCAUGGAUGCCUGGAUUAAGGCUCAGCAGGACUCGGCUAAGUACAAGGAGAACGUCGCCAAGGGCAUCCCCGCGGAGAAGCCUCCCCAGCUACUCCGGGACUUUACCGACUAUGAAAUUGCUCAGACUAUCUUCACCCUCUUGUUCGCGUCGCAGGAUGCCACCAGUGCCGCCUGUACUUGGUUGUUUCAGCUCAUGGCUGACCGUCCCGAAGUCUUGGAUAAGGUCCGCGAGGAAAACGUGCGCCUGCGCAAUGGCGACCUCAAUGCGCCUUUGACCAUGGAGCUGCUCGAUCAGAUGGAAUAUACUCGUGCUGUGGUGAAGGAGACUCUGCGGUAUCGCCCUCCCGUCAUUAUGGUUCCUUACUUGGUCAAGAAGGACUUCCCCAUUACCGAGAAGAUCACUGUGUUGAAGGGCUCGAUGAUCAUCCCGUCCGUAUGGCCGGCCACCCACGACGAGGAGGCGUACCCUAACGCCGACUCCUUCGACCCGGAUCGCUGGAUCACUGGCACCGCUGAGCAGCACCCCAAGAACUGGUUGGUUUUCGGCACCGGACCUCAUUACUGCCUCGGCCAAACCUAUGCGCAACUGAACUUGAUGGCAAUGAUCGGCAAGGCCAGUAUGGAGAUGGAUUGGAAGCACACCACCACGGCUCAGUCAGAAGACAUCAAGGUGUUUGCGACCAUCUUUCCUCAGGAUGAUUGCUUGCUUACAUUCCGCCCUCGGGCCUAAAUUUUUAUGUAAUCGCUUUCUUUGUGGGUUCUCCAGUGUUAUAAUUUCUAUCCUGGAGAUAGAAUGACCGCAUCUUUCUUCUCUUCCUUCUAUACUUGUACCUACUUUUGUACCAUUGUCCACCAUGGGGUUUUCGGCGGUGGCUUUUUUUUUUAACUGUUUUCAUUUCCCUCUUUCUCGUUUAACGGAUGAAAAUCAGGGCCAUGCUUGUGCCGAUUCCGGGCGACUGGAUAUCCAGCGCUUACGAUGUAUCAAGCCGAGUACGUCCGGGCGUACAUGAUAUUGAACGAUUCAUGCAGGGUCGUCAACUUCCUCAAUAGUGAAGCGGUGAAGUGACGUACUAACUUAGAUUAUGCAACUUAGAAUAAUAAUAAUCGUGAGUCUUGU